UCCUCUCAGAUCACAGAGAGAGUGUGUGUGUGAGUAUGUGUGUAUGUGUGUGUGUGUACGCUGCGUGCAUCUCCUCACUGCAGCACUGCUGAUGUUCCAGCAUUGAGGAAUGAAGGCUGCGGAGGGAUUUACUGCCGGAAAACACAGCCAGCAGACAUGAAGACCGAGAGGGAAUAACACACACACACACUCGUGCGAGCGUCGGGGCUGUUUUGUAUGUGUGUGAGAGUCAGCCAUGCGAUCGGAGCGCAUGAGUCGAGUGUGUAUCGUGGUCCUGGAGGAGGUGGAAGAUGACGAACCCUCCCCUCUGCAUUCCAAAGACACCCCGGACCACAUUUCCCACAAUCCCCCACAGGACGACAAGCCGUCUCUGAUUAAAGCCAUAUUUAAUGUGGACACAGAUGAAGUGCGCUCGCUCAUAUUCAAGAAAGAAGACGUCAAUGUACAGGACAGUGAGAAGAGGACGCCGCUUCACGCUGCUGCAUAUCUGGGGGACGCUGAGAUCAUCGAGCUGCUCAUUCUGUCCGGGGCGAGAGUCAACGCCAAAGACAAUAAAUGGCUCACUCCUCUUCACCGGGCCGUAGCUUCCUGUAGUGAGGAGGCCGUUCAGGUGUUGUUGAAACACUCUGCGGAUGUGAACGCGCGGGAUAAGAGCUGGCAGACGCCACUGCACGUGGCCGCGUCCCAUAAGGCCGUACGCUGUGCCGAGGCUCUGCUGCCGCUGCUGAGUAACGUCAACGUGUCAGACCGCGCCGGACGGACAGCACUGCACCACGCGGCCUUCAGCGGACACCUUGAGAUGGUUCAGCUGCUCGUGUCCAGAGGAGCAAACAUCAACGCUUUUGAUAAGAAGGACCGGCGAGCCGCUCACUGGGCCGCAUACAUGGGUCAUUUAGAGGUGCUGAAGUUCCUGGUGUGUCGCGGCGCAGAGGUUUGCUGUAAGGAUAAGCGGUCGUACAGUCCUCUCCACGCCGCUGCCUCCAGUGGGAUGAUCAACGUGCUCAAAUACCUGCUCAGUCUGGGUGUGGAUAUAAAUGAGCCGAAUGCGUAUGGAAACACGGCUCUCCAUUUGGCGUGUUUUAACGGUCAGGAUGUGGUGGUGAACGAGCUGAUAGCAGCAGGAGCAGAUGUGAAUCAAGUCAAUGAGAAGGGCUUUUCUCCACUGCACUUCACCGCUGCGUCCCGUCAGGGUGCUCUCUGUCUGGAGCUGCUCAUCGCCAACAGAGCCAACCUCAACUGCAAGAGUAAAGAUGGUAAAACUCCUCUCCACAUGGCAGCCAUUCACGGCCGAUACUCCAGAUCACAGGCCAUCAUUCAGAACGGAGCGGAGAUCGACUGUGAGGAUGAGAACGGAAACUCUCCUCUUCAUAUAGCAGCUCGAUACGGUCAUGAGCUGCUCGUCAACACACUCAUAACCAAUGGUGCGGAUACGGCAAAGCGGGGCAUCCAUGGCAUGUUCCCUCUGCAUCUGGCGGCGCUGAGUGGAUUCUCUGACUGCUGCCGGAAACUUCUCUCCUCAGGUUUUGACAUGGAUACGCCGGAUGACUUUGGCAGGACGUGUCUGCAUGCGGCAGCUGCUGGAGGGAAUCUGGAGUGCUUAAAUCUGUUGCUCAACACAGGGGCUGAUUUUAACAGGAAAGACAGAUUUGGGAGGACGGCGCUGCAUUACGCUGCUGCUAACUGUAACUAUCAGUGUGUGUUUGCUCUGGUUGGUUCUGGAGCGAGUGUGAACGAGCGAGACAUCAGAGGCUGCAGUCCAUUACACUACACUGCUGCUGCAGACGGUGAUGGCAAGUGUCUGGAGUAUCUGCUAAGGAAUGAUGCUCAUCCAGCUCUCAGGGAUAAAGAUGGAUACAGCGCUGUUCAUUACGCCUCAGCGUACGGUCAUCGAGUGUGUCUGGAGCUGAUCGCCAAUGAAACGCCGUUAGAUGUGCUGAUGGACUUAUCUGCAUCAAUCAUACACGACACAGACGUCCAGCCUCCCAUCAGCCCUUUACAUUUAGCGGCUUAUCACGGUCACCAUCACGCUCUGGAGCUGCUGGUUGAGUCUCUGCUGGAUGUGGAUGUGAGGACGCCGCAGGGUCUCACACCCCUCAGUCUGGCAGCGUUUAAGGGUCACGUGGAGUGUGUGGAGAUUCUGCUCACUCAGGGAGCGUCUGUCAUGCUGAAGGACUACACACACAAGAGGAGCGCCAUUCACUGCGCAGCCAUGAACGGUCACUCAGAGUGUGUGCGUCUGCUCAUCAGCAGCUCUGACCAGCAGAUCAACAUCAACACACGGGACGGAAGAGGACAGACUCCUUUGAUGUUGGCUGUUCUGGGUGGACACACAGAUUGUGUGUAUCUUCUGCUGAGUAAAGGAGCCAGUGUGGAGGCCAGAGAUAAAUGCGGCAGGACGGCCCUUCACCGUGGGGUAGUGAUGGGGCAUGUGGUGUGUGUGGAGGCUCUUCUUCAGCACAGCUGCAGUGUUCUCCUCCAGGACAGUAGAGGGCGUUCUCCUCUCCACCUGGCGGCGGCAUGUGGUCAUGUUGGGGUUCUGAGGGCCCUCCUGAAGGCCCAGAAGGCCAUCCUUGUCCUCAAGGACAACUGCGGAUACACACCGCUGCACUGGGCUGCUUAUAACGGUCAUGACGCGUGUGUGGAGCUGCUUCUGGAGCAGGACGUCUUCCGCAAGAUGGAGGGAAACUCCUUCAGUCCUCUGCACUGCGCUGUUAUUAAUGAUAAUGAGUCUGCAGCAGAGAUGCUGAUAGAAACUUUAGGUCCAGCGAUAGUGAAUGCCACAGACUCACAGUCCAGGACUGCGCUGCACGCCGCUGCUUACACUGAUCAUGUGGAGUGUCUGCAGCUCCUGCUGGGUCACAACGCUCAGGUCAACGCUAUCGACAUGCUGGGUAAAACACCACUCAUGAUGGCGGCGGAGAACGGACAAACCAACGCCGUAGAGGUUUUGGUGAGCAGCGCUAAAGCGGAUUUCACAUUACAGGACGCACACAGAAACACAGCUCUGCAUCUGGCCUGCAGUAAGGGACAUGAAACCAGUGCCUUGUUAAUUCUGGAGAAGGUGACAGACAGAAACCUGAUCAACUGCACAAACACCGCUCUGCAGACACCGCUUCACGUCGCUGCUCGUAAUGGCCUGACGGUGGCGGUGCAGGAGCUGCUGGCUAAAGGAGCCAGUGUACUCGCCGUCGAUGAAAACGGUUACACUCCAGCGUUGGCUUGUGCGCCGAACAAAGACGUGGCCGACUGUUUGGCGUUGAUUCUGAACAGCAUGAUGCCCAUCUCUCCCAGCAGCACUGGCACAUUCUCCAGCCUCACCUUCACCACCAUUAACCAUUACUCCAGCCCAUCCAAAACCGUGACCUUUGACCCUUUACCCAUGCUGAGGUCACAGCACGUCUCCUUCCGCAAGUUCAACAGCCUGAGCCGCGAUGACGGCCUCAUCCUCCCUGAUGAUGAACUUAAUGAUUCAGACUCAGAGACAUACUGACAGCACGCCCCCUGCCCCGCCCCUCAGUGUCUUAAACUGACGCCUGAUUGGCUGAACGGUGACUAUGCUAAUUAGGCUCCUCCCUCUGUGACAGGAUGUCAAAUGAGUAGUUAUAUCAGUCAAACUCGAUUCACAUAAUGAUAACACACCUCCUGCUCCGCCCUUCAGUGUCUUUAACUGACAUCUUAUUGGCUGAAUGGAGCUUAUGCAAAUUAGGCUCCACCCUCAGUGACUGGAAAACCAGUGUAGUUUGACCAGUCUUACUCAACAGUUUAGACACAAACUUACUGACAACAUGCCCCGCCCUAUAGUGUAUUACAGUCACCUCAUUGGCUGAAUAGUGAUUAUGCUAAUUAGGCUCCUCCCUCUAUGUCUGGAAAACAGGUGCAAUUUUACAACUCAGAAAUAUGCUAAUUAUACGCCCUUUGGUGUCUUAAGUUGUCACCUCAUUGGCUGAAUGAUGACUAUGCUAAUUAGGCUCCUCCCUCUUUAAGUUCAUUAAUAAUGCUGUUCUAAUUUAGACACAGAAAUUUCCUGACAACAGGCCCCCUGCAACACCCUAAGGUGUCUUAGCCUGUCACCUCAUUGGCAGAAUGGUAAAUAUGCUAAUUAGACUCCUCCCUCUUUGACAGCAAAACCAGUGCAGUUUGACCAGUCUAACUCAAUAGUUCAGACUCUGAAACACGCCCCUUGCAUCGUUUAUCAUUUAAGCUAUUGCUUCAUUGACUGAAGCUGACUAUGCUAAUUAGGCUCCUCCCUCUUUGAGUUCAACUGGUAAAACUGCAUUAAUAAUGCUGUUCUGAUUCAGACACAGAAACUUCUUGACAACACACCCCAUCCCCCACCCCAAUAUCUUAAGCUGUUGGCUUAUUAGCUGAAUGGUGAUUAUGUUAAUUAGGCUCCUCCCUCUAUAACAGGAAAACCAGUGCAGUUUGAACAGUUUAACUCAAUGAUUCAAACACAAAAACUUCCUGCGAACACACCCCCUACCCCGCCCCUUAGUUUCUUAAGCUCUCGCCUCAUUGGCUGAAUGGUGAAUAUGCUAAUUAGUCCCCUCCCUCUGUAACAGGAAAACAAGCAGUUUGACCAAUUUAACUCAAUGAUUCAGUCACAGAAACUUCCGGAGAACACGCCCCUCAGUGUCUUAAGCUGUCGCCUCAUUGGCUGAGCAGCAAAUGUGCUAAUGAGGCUCCUCCCUCUCUAGUUUUGUUUAUACUCUACAGGAUCAAAGUCUAAAGCCAUUUCACCCUUCAACAAUCACUUGGACACAUUAUUUAAACUGAUUUAGCUUUCCUUUAUCAGAAGAAAGCGGCUGAUAUUGACAGCUGUCGGACUGUAAUUCCCAGCAUUCAUGUGAACACGAGGAGCCGAUGGGUUCUUAUAACUGCAGAUGCUGGAAAACUAAAGACGUCAGGGACCAAGAGCUGCAGACUUUUGACUUUUAUCCCCGUUUGUGCAUGAAGAUUGAGUUUUGGUUUGCAUCGCCAUGGAUUAUUUAUUAUGACAACAUGUAAUAAUGAUGAAGAGCAACAGAUCCUUUCAGGGUUGGGAGUGAGUAUUUAUUCCUCUGCUGUUGUGAGGAGUUGUAGUGUUCUUCCUGUUGUGUGUGUGUGUGUGUGAGUUUUGAAUGCCUGUGUUUGUGUGUGAUUAUUUUAUAGUUCAAAGACAAUGGAAAGAUCAGGUGUGUGACUUGAGCUUUUGGUACGUUGUUAAUAGUUAUUAAUGAUUAUAAAUAAUAAAUACGUUUUGAAACAAGA
This is a messenger RNA of Danio aesculapii, 5247 nucleotides long. It is a transcript of the gene ankrd28a, whose product is annotated as serine/threonine-protein phosphatase 6 regulatory ankyrin repeat subunit A. Bases 236 to 3490 code for a protein of 1084 amino acids. Gene Ontology annotation, cellular component: cytoplasm. Gene Ontology annotation, molecular function: protein binding. The record is from RefSeq and is a predicted model, not a curated record. The transcript is spliced from 28 exons. Lineage: Eukaryota; Metazoa; Chordata; Actinopteri; Cypriniformes; Danionidae.